CUGCGAGGGAGGCAGCGUAACUGUCCGGCUCAUCACGCCCACGAGGACGUGGCUUUAGUUCCGGUGUCCCCAGGGACUCGAUCCUGGCGGCCUGCGGAAUCCUAGGUGCGUGCUGUUCUCGGACAGAGAUUUGCCUCACAAGUACUCCCAGUCUCCUGGUCCUCUGCGCCAAAGAGCUCCGACUCUUGGGAUUCUGUUCUGAAAAGAAAUUUGGAAGUCAGUGACUGUUUCCGGGGGGAGCUGAGAAGCGGACGGUCACUUCCGGCAGAGGGAGGCUGUCUGACCCCGGGAUGGAGGAGGCGGAGGAGUUGCUCGUGGAGGGGGCGAGCCUGCCGCUCGCUCUGGGCCAGAACUCGGGAUGGAGCCCUUCCGGAGUGGGCGGCGCCCAGGGCCUGGAAGACGUAGCGCCUGGACUGAGCCGAGCCGCCCUGGCUGUGAAGAGCCUCCCCCGCGGCUUAGCCCUGGGCCCCUCGCGGGCAGAGGAGCAGCACUUGGGUGUCUGGUGUGUCGGGGAGCCCCUGCAGCCUGGACUGCUGUGGGGGCCACUGGAGGAGGACUCUGUCUUCGAGGGAGAGAAACCAGGGCAGGAGGAUCUGUCACUAGGCGCAUGGGGAGACGUGUGUGCCUGUGAGCGCAGUUCAGGCUGGACCAGUUGGGUGCGACGGGGCAGGCUGGAGAGUGAGGGGAAUGUGGCCCCGGUGCGGAUCAAGCAGAGGCUCCACCUGCAGGUGCGCCAGGUCGUGCCGCCGGGCUCUGAGCUGCUGCUGUGGCCCUGGCCUCCCUCGAAGGGCCUGAGCCCCGCUCAGCCUGGGCUAGAGGAAGAGGCAGCUGUGGUGGCGACAGAAGUGGAGUCUGCCGUACAGGAAGUGGGCUCCCCCAAGGAGGAUGCCGCAGAACCUUGCACAGAUCCCGGCCAUCAGUCACCUCCCGGCAUCCAGGCAGAGAGCGUGCUGAGCCCCGGACCUAAGCCCCAAGCCCAGGAGCAACUCCCCAAGGAUACCCAACCAGCUGGCCCUUUGCGGCAAGAUGGCACCACGGAUGAGGUGUGUCUGCCGCAGACACAGGCACGGCCUGAUCCUCGGAGCAGCUCAGCCACCCAGCAGGGCCCAGAGCACAGCGAAGCCAGUUUCCCAUCAGCCCCCGGGAGCACCCAGUCAGAUGCUUACCUGGCCAAGAAGUUACCUAGCCCCGGUGAUCAAAGCCCUCCCGGAGAAAAGACCUCAGAGCCCAGGGCCCAGCACCCUGGCGUCCCGGGACUCCCGCAGACCCCUCCUCGCCCAGCUGUGAGCUCCCCAAAGCAGGGGCGGCGGUACCGGUGCGGCGAGUGCGGCAAGGCCUUCCUGCAGCUGUGCCACCUGAAGAAGCACGCGUUUGUGCACACGGGCCACAAGCCCUUCCUCUGCACAGAGUGUGGCAAGAGCUACAGCUCGGAGGAGAGCUUCAAAGCCCACACGCUGGGCCACCGCGGCGUGCGGCCCUUCCCUUGCCCACAGUGCGACAAGGCCUACGGCACCCGGCGAGACCUCAGGGAGCACCAGGUGGUACACUCAGGUGCACGGCCCUUUGCUUGUGACCAGUGUGGCAAGGCCUUCGCCCGCCGGCCCUCCCUGCGGCUGCAUCGCAAGACCCACCAGGUGCCGGCUGCCCCAGCCCCGUGCCCGUGCCCCGUGUGCGGGCGGCCCCUGGCCAACCAGGGCUCCCUGCGGAACCACAUGCGGCUGCACACCGGGGAGAAGCCCUUCCUGUGCCCGCACUGCGGCCGGGCGUUCCGCCAGCGGGGCAACCUGCGCGGGCACUUGCGCCUGCACACCGGGGAGCGGCCUUACCGCUGCCCGCACUGUGCCGAAGCCUUCCCCCAGCUGCCCGAGCUGCGGCGCCAUCUCAUCUCCCACACCGGGGAGGCGCACCUGUGCCCCGUGUGCGGGAAGGCCCUCCGAGACCCACAUACCCUGCGUGCCCAUGAGCGCCUGCACUCGGGCGAGAGGCCCUUCCCGUGUCCCCAGUGUGGCCGUGCGUACACGCUGGCCACCAAGCUGCGGCGCCACCUCAAAUCCCACGUGGCAGACAAGCCCUACCGCUGCACCACCUGUGGCAUGGGCUACACCCUCCCACAGAGCCUCAAGCGCCACCUGCUUAGUCACCAGGCCGAGGCACCCUCCAGUCCCCGCCCCGUGUCCCCUGCCGCCUCUGAGCCCACCGUGGUGCUCCUGCAGACGGAACCCGAGCUGCUAGGCCUGGGCGGCGAGCAGGCCGUCUCCCCGGCUGGGGCCGUCGUGGAGGUCACCAUUUCUGAGAGCCAGGACAAGUGCAGGGAGAUGGCCCAGGAGCCAGGCCCUGCGGCCAGCCUUGUGCUCAUCCAUAAGGACAUGGGCUUCGGUGCCUGGGCGGAAGUGGUGGAGGUGGAGACAGGCACCUGACAGCUGCGCCUCCCCCGCCAGAGCCUUCCAUAAAAGGUUUGGUUUCUAGCUGCCGUGUGUCUGCGCCUUCUUUCUCUUGGCAUGGCCUGGUAAGGGCCGGACUCUCCUAUGAGAACCAGGUCAAGCACUUCCCUUCCUGCUACCAGACCUCCAAACUGUUUCCCAAGAUUAUUAGGUCAGACUUCUGGUUGGAGAGCUUUUCACUGACAUCCAGUGGAGCUUGUUCUGCGCAGAACCCCGCUGAGGUGACCCCACCCCGCCUGGGUGCGUCACACCCACGGAGCUCCCUGAGGGGCAGGCGCUGGUGUCGCGCCCCUUGGGUGACUCCAAGGACUGAGAAGCAGCUCAGCACACAGCCCUCAUGCCCCAGCUCACUGUGCUUUGGGCUCUGCACCGCUGCGUGCCGUGAGGUGGGCCACAGGGUGUCGGGCUCCCAGGAAGGGAAGUUCAGUGUAGCCCUUACAGCCCUGGGAAGGUCAGGGACCUUCGUGUCCUGCCCAAGAGCACAGGUUACUUGGGGGUUAGCAUUCGCACCUGCAUAACCCAGCAAUGGCGUAAGGGUGCCAGCUCUGCAGUGUGCCACCUCACCACAGCUGGCUCUGGGUGUUGGGGGAGGGGAGAGCUGUGCAGGAACAGGUGCUGGGAUGAGCAUGGGCAGGCCUGAGCAGCAUGGCCAGCACUAAGAAUGUUGGGAGGGAGGCGGGACCUAAGCUCAGGGCUUGGACUUGAUUUUCAAGACCGUGAGAAGCUCUGAAGGACGUGAUCGGAUUUGUGUGUGACAAGACCUGGAGGAUGGGUGGGCAGAUGUGGUUGUGGGAAAUGAAUUUGCUGCCUAGGAGGCUGGGAAUAGGGCAGAGUGGCGGAAUGGCUCGCGGAGUGUCCAUGGAGCACUUCAGUUAGGAUUGUGGCAGCGACAGUGUCUACAUGUCUACGCUCAGGUGGCUUGCACUGUAGCGUGGGAAGGGCAUUACAGAUGGUCAGAGGCUGGGAAGGGCAGCCAGGCAGAGGCAUACAGGGCGGGGGUGUGCAGAGCGUGUUGACCCAGGCCUCUGGGGAUGUGACUUGAGCAGAGGGAGCCCUGUUGGCAUCUGGAGCGGAGGUUGGGGGGAGCUGCAUUCUAGGCAGAGACACAGGGCAAAGACUGUGAGGUCAAGAGCAAGGAGCAGAGUGACCAAGGCAGGGCAGGGCGUGGAAGGAGUGAGGACAGAGGGUGCUCUGGCUGGGUAAGGACUUCGGAUGGAUCCAUUCUCAGAGACGUAAAGGUACCCGAUUUUAAAGACAGUGGAUACAGAGAGAGAUCAGACCUGUGGUUUCUAACUAAUUUGGGGGAGCAGGCUGCUACGGUUUGGUGUGCUCUGUCCCCAGGAGUUCAUGUGUUGGAGCCCAGGUCUGCAGUGUGGUGAUGUCACACGUAAUGACCUUCAGAGGCAGGGCCUGGUGGGCGGUGGUGACGUCGCUGGGGGCCCUGCCCUCAGAGCGGGGUUAAUGCCGGCCUUGCUGAAUGAGUGAGUUCUGUGAUGGUGGAUUUACAAAAGAGCAAGACAGCCCCUCCCUGGGCUCUGGCUUCCUGUCUCACUUUGUCACUCACUUGUACAGUGUCAUUGACCCUGAGGUCUUUGCCAUACCGGGCAGAAGCUUGCGCCAUGCUCAUGGACCUCCAAAAUUGUGAGUUGAGUAAAGCUCUUUAGGAAAUCCCCAGGAGCUGCCAUCGUGUUGUAGCGGGUAAAGCCCCUGCCUGCAAUGCCAGCAUCCCAGAUGGGUACCAGUUCGAGUCCUGGCUACUCCACUUCCCGUCCAGCUCCCUGCUAAUGCACCUGAAAAAGCAGCAGAAGAUGGCUCAAAUCCUUGAGCCCCCACCCCUGGCUGUUGGCGGUCAUUUGGGGAGUGAACCAGCAGAUGGAAGACCUCUCAGUUUCUCCCCCUCUCUGAAAUUCUACCUUUCAAAUAA
This is a messenger RNA of Lepus europaeus (European hare), 4365 nucleotides long. RefSeq names its product zinc finger protein 408 (gene ZNF408). The transcript is spliced from 5 exons. The record is from RefSeq and is a predicted model, not a curated record. NCBI's taxonomy places the organism in Eukaryota, Metazoa, Chordata, Mammalia, Lagomorpha, Leporidae. Bases 291 to 2417 code for a protein of 708 amino acids.